This is a messenger RNA of Tuber aestivum (summer truffle), 3943 nucleotides long. Lineage: Eukaryota; Fungi; Ascomycota; Pezizomycetes; Pezizales; Tuberaceae. The record is from the annotation of a GenBank genome assembly.
AGCAGUGAGCGAGCGGGCCCACUCACUCACUACGGUACCUUCCCAACUUGAGGAGACGAGAUGCGGAAAUAGUGGGGAAAGUGAGAAACCUGUGCCAUAUGGAUCAAUGGACCAAUGGGCCAUGAACAUCGCCCUUCCCCCCCUGGCGGUGCUUUGAUUGUGCACUGUUCUGCGGGCAGCAGACCAGAAACAGGGCCAGGAUUCGGGUAUGGAAACGUGGGAGAUUUAAGCAUGGGAAACGGUGAGCAUCCGAUCCGCCCACCGAAUUGGUUCUGAUGGAGAAACAAGGUAAAACAAACAAUUUCCUCCACCGCCAUAGCAAACCUUUCCGGAUUGCAUCUCCUCCCAUGGAAUACUGCCUCCGUCCUCCUGUCCAAUACUCGUACCGGUACGUUAGCGGUUGGGCAAGUACAGGUACGAGUGCUAGUACUGUACUCGAGUACAUACGAUGGUGCAACAUCAGUACUUACCACUUACCAGAUAAAUCGUGCAUCAACGCUCUUGCCUGGCUUUCCCCCUCUCAAUACUCGAGCACGCAGUCCGAUACCGGACUCGGUAUCAUAGUACCCUUCAUCAUCAUCUCCUAACCGCAUCAUCCUGUCCGAUUACUCUGUUGGUGGGGGAGUCCUUGCCAUCAUACCAUGGGCCACGGCUACUCGUCCCCCCUCCCCCCAAAAAACAACAACAAUAACAACCUUUCCUCCUCCUCCCCAACCUGACCAUUCAGCUUAGGCCAGCCCCUUUCACUUCCGGUACUCCCCCAAACAUCCCCUCCGUCCUUUCCCUCUUUCCUUUUUAUUUUACGGUAUUCUACCGGUAUUUCAUUCUGGCUUUUGCUUUUUCACUCUUUCAUUCUUGCUUUAUUAUUUUUCACCCCCCCGCUCCCCUUCUCCCCUUGUGUUCGUCCUUUACCGGUACACUCCCCCCUUCCCUUCUCGUUCCUGUUUCUGACUUCAUUCAUGCCCUUGUCAAUCCUUACUCGCCGCCGCCUCUAUUGUUUUUCACUCUUUUGAUUUCUUGCUUUCCCCUCGUCCGGGGUUCCUACACAUAUUUCCCCUUCCUCUUCCUUUAUCCGACACACCGGAAUCGAGUGCUCUUGUCACCUUCCCGGCUUCUGCGUUCCCGGUUGGAUGUCCGAUGUUUGAACGUGGCAAUGGAUCGAAGUCUACAGGAACCAGCGUGUAUGUACCGGUGGUCGAUAACUCACCACGGCUGACCCGUACAUAUUUCAUGGCUACCCCUCCGCUGGCCCCUCUGGUUGUGGGCUUUGAGGAUUCCGGGGCUCUGAACACCCCAAAGCAGCAGAAGGGUUUCUUUUCGCUAUUUUCACGUUUUGGUGGGAAAAACAAGUCUCUAUCUAAUAUCAUUACAAAGCCUGAAGCACUCGCCAAACCCGUUGAAAGCAAUAGAGCUUCCGUCCCGAAUACGCCGAUUACACCCUCAAUGAGGCGCUCUCUAUCUAUUCCGGUGUUUAACGCUUCCGCAACAAAUGAUCACUCUCCUUCCUCACCUUCCCGGAGGUCAUGGGAACCUGUUCCUCUCAACGAGGCUUUUGCUCAGGCCAUUCGAGUUGCCUCCCUCUCGGCCUCCUCUCUUUCGAUGGAAACUCUGAUCAGACGAAACUCUGAGCGAGGCAAGGGCCCGAAGGACAGGCGUGGUCGCAUUCUGCAUCGAAGCCACGCUUCUACUAGGUCUGUAGAUUUGGAUUGGACACGCAAGACUUUUGUGCUGAUCGAGGGAUUUCUCCUCCAAUAUGCCGGGGAUGGCCCUCACGAUCGAGGUCCGGAGAAGACCCUGCAGCUCACUCCAGCCUCCAUCGCGUUUGCAAGCGAUGUGAUUCCUGGUAGGCCGUGGGUGUUACAGGUUUACCGAAGCGCUGGCCCCGACGGUAACUUAUUGCCUGAACGAAAAGGCUCCUUCUUGUCUAAAAUUGCAUUCAAGGGUCCUGCAAAGAAUACUGCAGUAUCUCUUUUGUUGGUUUUUGACGGAGCUGAGGAAAUGGAUGCUUGGAUGGGAUGUAUAAGGGCCGAGGCUGUCAGGCUUGGGGGAGGAACUGUAAAUAAACCGGCGAAUGAAAUUGUCGUCGGUGGAAUACGGGAGGAGGAAGAGGGUGAAGAGCAAGGUGACCCUCGCCACACUAGGAGAUUUGUUAUAGAUCGCGCGGCGGGCUCGUUUAAGAGCGAAACUAUUUCAGACGGAAACACCUCGAAGCGGGCUUCCACGUAUUAUCGGUCCUCCUUAGAUGCAGGGAGAUCGUUUACAACAACGGUUUCCGGGGAUCACGUUCUCUUGGAGCAUCUUCGCGGAUCCAGGCUUUCUCUCAACUCUACCCACGGGGCCAGAGUUUCUACUGUUUCGCCAGACACGAGUCCCGAAAGGUCCUCGACACGGAACAAGCGAUCUUCCAUGGCUCUGUCGGCUCGAUCACGUUCAUCAAUGGAGCUAAAACCGCCCUCCCAGAGGCCACUUUCAGUCGUAGACCGUGAUGGCAAUCUAUACUGGAUCCGGACACCUUCACCAUCUGCUCCCAACUUUUCCCUCCCCAUUCCCCUUUCCGGUGGUCACCCCCAGAUGGGAAGCAGGCGUUCGACUUUCUCGACCACCGGAGCAAUAUCUCCGAUGCCCAUCCCGCCCAUUUCCACUCGGCCGAGUUUGUCCGCGAUGUCCACGGUCGGGGCCCUCUCGGAAAUAUCACACCCACGGACGCGGCCGCGCCAAUCCCAGUCCAACCCCCCGUCCCCGUCGGUAAUCGCAUCACCAAUGGCAAAAUCAACGCCCUUACCUGUGAGGCCGCAGCGCCCUGCAUCCAUGUUUGACUCUCGGCCCUCGCCGCCCUCCGAGAUGCAGAAUCUCUCAAAGUCUCCAUCAAUCAGGAGGCACCAUCUGCAAGCUGGAAUUGCGGUACCGCCCCGGACCAAGUCCCUCCGCAGAAAAUCCAUGACUUCAAUUGGGCCGUCUGGAACCGGAGCCGCGGGACCACCACUGCAUCCGCCUCCCUCCAUUCCUCUUCCUAGAUUGCCAUCUAGUGAGGAUGGCACUUUCUACUCUUCUUCCAUGCCUUCAUCGCAUUAUCGGAAACUUCCACCCCCGCCUGGCCCUAAUCCUCCAAGGAACAAGUCUUUAGGGAACAGGCAUUCAUUUCAUGGGUGUUCGCCGAGAGAAUUGCGUUUAAUGUCUUAAUCCCCACGUCACGUUUCUUCCUUUCCCUUUCUGCAUUUCGUUUGUUAAUCCCAUUUGUUGCAGCAUUUUCCUUCCACCAGCGCUGGCUUUGGGGCUCUCAUAGACGUGAGGAACUUGUUCUGUCUCGGGUCUGGAUCUCAUUGGACCACUCGUACAAAAUGCUUUACUUGUGAAUUUCUCUUUGAUUUUUUUUUUUCAGGGCUAUCGCUCAUCGCCCAUCUUAUCGUGGCUUGGCGCUAUUUUUCCGUUCUUUUAGGGAGGAAAUGGUUAUACCCGGUUUGCUCAUUUUACUCUUUUCACUUUGAUUUUUACUUAUUCAUGGGUGUUUCUCGUUUGGGUGAGGGGCGAAUCUGUAACAUUAGUUGGCCCGACGAAUGGGCCAUGGAGGGGGGUAUCAUAGGUUGGGAGGGAAGAUGCGGUCAUCCGUUGAAAAAACAAAAGUUUGCUUCUGUGAGUUGGGAUCCUAGUCUUUUUUUUCCUCCUUUUUACGUUUUGUUCGGGAUCAUUUUUUUAUUUGCUUUUUUUAUGGCCUCUAGAGCGUACAGGUAGGUGGUGGAGUUGGUGGUGGCGUGAUAGCGAAAGGUGCCGGGUGAGUGAGUGGACUGACGGGUUUGUUGGAUUGGGCUAACAGCACUGUAUUUUUUAAUGAGGUUAUGCUUGAAUUCGGGGCGUUCGAGAGAGCAGUGAGUGAGCGAGAGAGGAAAGCACUUUCAUGUACUUGUACGGUAGACGGUAUAUUAUAUAAUAAUACCUUUUUCGAAAG